Molecule: messenger RNA, 550 nt
Organism: Cygnus olor (mute swan)
Lineage: Eukaryota; Metazoa; Chordata; Aves; Anseriformes; Anatidae
Product: cytochrome c oxidase subunit 6C
Exons: 4
Coding region: 176-409 (77 amino acids)
Biological process (GO): mitochondrial electron transport, cytochrome c to oxygen
Source: RefSeq, a predicted model, not a curated record
GGCCGCCAACGGCCGCGGCGGCAGCGCGUGACCUCUGCGCGUCCCUGAGGGCGGCGGUGGCGGUGGCGGCGGUUUCCCCUCAGAGGGGCGGCGGGCACCCUCUGCCAGCUGGCAGGGCCGAGGGGUGUUUUUAUUUUGUGUUUUUAGCGAAGUCUUUGCAGGGAAUACAAUCACCAUGUCGUCUGCACUAUUGCCUAAGCCCCAAAUGCGGCGCCUCCUGGCCAGGCGGAUGAAGUUUCACCUCUUAGGGGCAUUUUUUGUUUCUUUCGGAUGCGCAGCGUUGUACAAGUUUGGAGUUGCUGAACCCAGAAAAAAAGCUUAUGCAGAGUUCUAUAAGAACUAUGAUCCUAUGAAGGACUUUGAAGCCAUGAGAGCAGCUGGUGUGUUUGAGUCUGCGCCGCCCAAAUAAUGGCAGCCUGCAUUUCCAGAUCCUGUUCAGUCUGAGGAGACUUGAUGACCGAACCUUACUUGUUCACUGAAUUAUCAAGUGUAAUGCACUUCAGUGCAUGACACACUCUAAUGUAUCUCAGUAAAUAAAAAACGUACAUCA